This is a messenger RNA of Orycteropus afer afer, 3438 nucleotides long. RefSeq names its product enamelin (gene ENAM). NCBI's taxonomy places the organism in Eukaryota, Metazoa, Chordata, Mammalia, Tubulidentata, Orycteropodidae. The record is from RefSeq and is a predicted model, not a curated record.
AUGCUGCUGCUUCACUAUAGGCACGAAGCCUCUUUUUCAGAGCUAGAUAAUUUGGUAUCAAAUGGAAAAAUGAAGAUUCUCCUGGUCUUUCUAGGUCUGCUUGGUAACUCUGUUGCUAUGCCAAUGCAAAUGCCCCAAAUGGCUGACUUUAGCAGUAAAAGUGAAGAGAUGAUGUGGUAUGGUCAAUUCAACUUUAUGAACUCCCCACAUAUGUCACAGCUGGGCCCCACGUAUGGAAAUGGCCUGCAACUCCCUCAGCACUUCCCACGGUACCAGAUGCCCAUGUGGCCUCAGCCACCACCCAAUACGUGGCACCCACAGAAACCAUCAUUUCCCUCAGGACCCAAACUCCAGAGCAAGACUGAAGCUCAAGGGACUCAGAAACCCAACCAGCCGCAACCUAAAAAGCCACCACCAAAGCGGCCCUUAAAGCAACCUCCUCAGCCCAAGAAGGAACCCCAGCCACCUCAGGCAUUCCCACUAUUUGUUGUUCUCCUAUUUCCCUAUCAACAACCACCAUAGCAAGUCCCACAGAGGGUACCACCAGGCUAUGGACGCCCACCAAUCAGUAAUGAAGAAGAAGGGAAUCCUUACUUUGGCUAUUUUGGAUAUCAUGGAUGGGGUCAUCCUCCUUAUUUUGCAGAUGAGAUGUUUGAACAAGAUUUUGAAAAACCCAAAGAAAAAGAUCCCCCUAAAGCAGAGAGUCCAGCUACAGAACCCACAGCUAAUUCAACUGUUCCUGAGACUAAUUCAACCCGACCAAAUGUGCACAGCCCUGCAGGGCGUCAGGGCAGAAACACCGCCCCAGCAGGAAACAGUCAUGGUACAAACCCUGGGAGUAAUCCAACAGUUCAAGAUGGGGUCAUUUCACCACCUACCAUUAAUAUCUCAAACCAGGGAGUACAAGGAAAUCAAAUCCCAUGGGGACCAAGUCAGCCAAACAGUCAUGAAAAUUAUCCAAUUCCUAGAGUCCAAGGUUUUCCUACAGGAAGACAAUGGCAUCCCACUGGUACCACCAUGGGUCAUGGACAAAAUGGGCCUUUUUACCGACAUCAACAAGUUCAAAGGGGUCCUCAGUGGAGCUCCUUUACCUUGGAAGGCAAACUAGCAGCUCGUCCAGGAAAUCCAGCUUAUCUCAAAGCUUACCCUUCCACUUCAAGAGUUAAUUCUCCCUUUCAUGCAGGAAAUCCAGCAAAUUUCAGAAGAAAGCUUCAAGGGCCAAAUAAACACCCUGUGGGAGCCAACGUUGCCCCAAUGGGCACCAAACAUGGUACUACGGUUGGCCGCAAUGAAAAAAUCCAAAAUCCAAGAAAGAAGCCACCAGGUCAAAAAGAAAGAAUAGUUGUUCCUCCAAGAGAUCCAACUGGCCCCUGGAGAAAAUCUCAAGAUUAUGGACUUAAUAAAUUAAAUUAUAAACUGCCUCAUUCUGAGGGCAACAUUCAAGUUCCAAGUUUUAAUUCCAUUGAUCAAUGUGAAAACUCCCAUUACCCAAGAGGAGAUUCCAGGAGAGUCCCAAAUUCUGAUGAACAAACCCAAAGCCAACAUUUGCCCAAAGGGUUUGUUUUAAAACCAAGAAGAAUCCCAUAUGAAUCAGAAACUAAUCAGCCAGAAUCAAAGCACAGUAUAUAUUAUCCUAUAUACCCUGAGGAAAUCCCUUCCUCUGCAAGAGAACAUUUUCCUGGCGGAAGAAAUCAUUGGAACCACCAAGAAAUCUCUGCACCCCUUGGGGAAGAUCCUAGAAGGCAAGAAGGACCUUUGCCUCAUCCUUCCCACAGCUCUAGAGGAAGUGUUUUCUACUCUGAAUAUAAUCCCUAUGAUCCCAGGGAAAACUCACCAUACCUUAGGAGCCAUACCUGGGAUGAGAAAGGUGAUUCUCCCAGUACCAUGAGGCAACCAGAAAAUCCACUGAAUCCCAUGAAUACUCCAUACCAGAAAGAGACAGUCCCUUAUAAUGAAGAGGGCCCAAUUCAUCCAACUGGAGAUGAAUCUUUCCUAGGACCAGUUAGAUGGGGUGAGGAAGAGUCUAGCUUUAAAGGAACUCCAACAGUUAGGCACUAUGAAAGCCAACGAUAUGCCUCGAAUCAGCCAAGAGAAUAUCUUCCCUAUUCUUUUGCUAAUCCCUCAAAACCCAGCGAGGAUUUUCCACAUGGUGAAUUUUACCCCUGGGGCCCAGAUGAGAAUUUGCCAUCAUAUGAUACAGCUCCUACUGUACCACCACCUGUGGAGAGUAGGGGCUAUUAUGUUAAUAACACUGCUGGACAGGAAGAAAGCAUUCCAUUUCCUUCUUGGAACUCCUGGGACCACAGGACUCAAGCUCAUGAACCAAAAGAAAGGGGGCCAUAUUUUAACAGAAAUUUCUGGGAUCAGGCAAAGAAUUUACACAAAGCUGUAGGUAGCCCACCAGAGCAUAAAGAGAACCAGCCCUAUUCCGGAAACUCCCCAUCUGGCCUUCAGAAAAUUCCAACAUGGCAUGAAGGUGAGAAUUUAAACGAUGGCAUGCAAAUUACUAGGUUAAAUUCACUAGAGGGAGAACAUUUGCUUUUCCCAGACUUAACUCCUCAAAGUUACCCAACUGAUGAAAAAGAAGCAAAUGUAUUUCACCUAAGCCAAAGAGGGCCCUGCUGUGCUGGUGGCUCCACAGGACCCAAAGACAAUCCACUUGCUCUGCAAGACUACACUGCAUCCUUUGGUCUUGCACCAGGGGACAACCAAGACACCAGCCCUCUGUAUACAGGAGGUAGUCAUACUAAGCAUGCAAGACAUAUAAUCUCCCCUACAAGCAUCCGACCUGGCCAAAGAAACAGCUCAGAGAAGAGGCUGCCUGUGGAAAGCCAAAAUACGAGUCCUUUUAGAGAUGAUGUAUCCACUCUAAGGAGGAACACACCACAUUCUAUUAAGAAUCAACUGGGUCAAAGGGGAAUGAUGUCGUUUCCUGAAACCAGCUUCCUUCAGUCAAUGAAUGCACCAUGUCUCAAAAGUGAUCUGGGUGGAGAAAACAUUAUGGAACCAAUGGUUGAAGGCAAUCAACCCAGUGAAAGAACUGUUGUCCUGACCCCUGAGCAGCUUGUUACAGGUAUCCCUGAGGAAGACCCCAAACCAAAAGCAACCCAAAGUGAAGUUCAAGGAAACGAGGGUGAGAGGCAGCAACAAAAGCCAUCUAGCAUCCUACAUUUACCAUGCUUUGGCUCCAAAUUAGCAAAGCAUCACUUUUCUGGCACAGGAACUUCAUCUAGCAAUUCAAAGCAAGGCCCGUUUGAUGGGGAUCCAAUUAUGCCUACUGAAAAUCCUAACAUAUUGGUUGAGUUACCUACUGAGGCACAGUUUAUGAGUGUGAAUGUAAACACACUUAAUGCAGGUGAACACACUCCAUAUGAAUCCUUUAAAGAAGGAACCAAUCCACAGGACCAGGUACAAGACUGUGUGUUACUUCAGGCUUAG